Molecule: messenger RNA, 829 nt
Organism: Triticum dicoccoides
Lineage: Eukaryota; Viridiplantae; Streptophyta; Magnoliopsida; Poales; Poaceae
Product: DNA-directed RNA polymerase V subunit 7-like
Exons: 2
Coding region: 121-648 (175 amino acids)
Biological process (GO): DNA-templated transcription initiation
Molecular function (GO): single-stranded RNA binding; single-stranded DNA binding
Source: RefSeq, a predicted model, not a curated record
AACGAACCAGCCCACCGAACUCGUCUUCUCCUCCUCCCCUUCGUCUUCUCCUCCACUGGACCCCCCUCGACUCGGCUGAAGGCGGCGUGCACGGAUCCUUCACCUCAACGGUAGUCAACCAUGGUUUUCCUUCAGGCAGAGAUGUGCUGGAAUGUACUGAUCUCAGCUGGUCAGCUGAGCCCCAAGGGUCUGCUGCUCCGCAAGUCUAUCAUUGUGCGUCUUCUGGAGGACGUAACCAACAGGAAGGCCUCCAAGGAGCAUGGCUACUACAUUGCUGUCAAUGGGUUGAAGGAGAUAUCUGAUGGGAAAAUUCGUGAGCUGACCGGAGACGUUCUUUUCCCGGUCACAUUCACCUGCAUCACUCAGAGGCCUAUGAAGGGUGAGAUCUUGGUCGGCUCCGUGGAGAAGAUCCUCAAGCAUGGCGUGUUCCUCAAAUCUGGGCCAAUUGAAAACAUCUUCAUGUCGGAGAAGUCAAUGAGCGACUACAAGUACAUGGGUGGCGAGAACCCCAUGUUCAUGAAGGACUACUCGAAGCUGGAGAAGUACACCAUCGUGCGCUUCAAGGUCAUGGGGUUCUGCUGGAUGGAAGCAGAUCGCCAGUUCCGGCUUCUCGCGACGAUGGCUGGUGAUUACCUUGGGCCGCUGUGAUCAGCUUCGACAGGUUAAACAUGCAUGGUCCCUGCUUUGUAUUUUGUUAUCCUGGUGGAUGAUUGGAUGGGUCUGCAAUGUACAUCGGAGUUUCUAUCCAAAAUUUGGGAUCAUUUUUAGGAUUCACAAACAUUUUUCAUGAAAUUUUGGACAUGUUUUGAAUUUGUGAACAAUUUCCGAG